This is a messenger RNA of Papilio polytes (common Mormon), 698 nucleotides long. It is a transcript of the gene Fis1, whose product is annotated as mitochondrial fission 1 protein. The record is from RefSeq and is a predicted model, not a curated record. Gene Ontology annotation, molecular function: protein binding. The coding region runs from base 148 to 600 and encodes 150 amino acids. The transcript has 5 exons. Gene Ontology annotation, biological process: mitochondrial fragmentation involved in apoptotic process; peroxisome fission; mitochondrial fission. Gene Ontology annotation, cellular component: peroxisomal membrane; mitochondrial outer membrane. Lineage: Eukaryota; Metazoa; Arthropoda; Insecta; Lepidoptera; Papilionidae.
UUAUUUGACAAUUAUGUAUGAAUAAAUCGUAAUUCAUUUUAGGAUAUUAUCUCAUAAUUUACGUUUCUUUUAACCGGCAACGAGGAAUAAAACAAUUUAUUAUUACAUUUACAUUAGGUGUGUGUUAAACACUAAGAUUUCUUCAUCAUGGAGGACGUUUUAGAUGAAGUUGUGUCGUCCGAGGAUUUGCAAAAAUUCGAGCAAGUAUUUCAUGAGCAAUUGCAUAAAGGUAACGUGACUCAUAAAGCGCAAUUCGAGUACGCCUGGUGUCUUGUACGAAGUAAAUACCCUACAGAUAUUAGAAAGGGCAUCCUACUCCUUAAGGAGCUUUUCAACUCUCAUCCUGAGGGUAAGAGAGACUACCUGUUCUACCUUGCCAUAGGUAAUGCUAGAAUCAAGGAGUACAACAAAGCUCUGCACUAUGUGAAGGCUUUCCUUGAGAUUGAGCCGGCCAAUCAACAAGUUCUUACGCUAGAGAGACAAAUCAACAAGAGAAUGGAGAAGGAAGGCUUGAUAGGCAUGGCAGUGGCGGGAGGGGCAGUGUUAGCUCUCGGAGGCCUUGUGGGGCUUGGGAUUGCUCUUGCUUCUAGCAAGAAAUAGCAUUUAGCUUUACUAAUGAACGCUAUUAUAGUUGUUCAUAUCUUCUUUAAGAAGAAGAAGAUAAAAAGAGAGUAAAAGAAGAUAGAAGCAAAAUCAAU